GGGAUGCGCGCGCAGCCCCGCGACUCCUCAGCCGCGGCGGGCCUCGACGGCCCCCCGACCCCGCGCGGAGGGAUUUCGGCGCGGCCGGAGCCGCUUCUGCGUCGACCUCCCGGGGCCCGGCCGAGCAGGUGCGCGCGCCGCCGCCCCGCGCCCGCCCCGCGCCCCGGUGGGGCUUUCCCCGGGAGCGGCUCGGCUACCCUCAGUAAAAAUACCAGCAGUCCAGAAUUCUUGGUGAAUCUGGUCAUCGGAAAUGAAGGUGUCUAUGCAAAGGAAUGCAAGCAUAUUUUGGUCCAGAUUUCACUUCCAAGAUCAGAAAUGAGAUCUCAUGAAUGCCAACUGACAUACCCUGCCUGACCAACAUGGUGGAGACAGAAGGCUCACUUUGUCCCCUCAUUCCCUUGGAGGAGGAGGAUCUUGAAAGUCCUUUAUCUGGAGAAUUUUUACAAGAUAUGGAGAACAUAAAGGAGCUCUCUCAGUCAAUAAGUGGGGAUAGCUCAGGAGCAUUGAGCAUUACAGAUUUUCACUCUCUGGGAAAUGGACCUGGAUCUGAUGGGUCAGUCAUUACAGAUUCUCUCUCACCAGCAUCAAGCCCUUCGUCUGUAAAUCUUCUGACAGUUCCAGGUAGCAAAGACGAACCUCCCGGUACAACAUUAAACAUUGAAUGUAGAAUAUGUGGCGAUAAAGCUUCAGGCUACCAUUAUGGAGUACAUGCUUGUGAAGGUUGCAAGGGCUUUUUUAGGCGAACAAUCAGACUAAAGCUAGUCUAUGAUACAUGUGACCGCAACUGUAAAAUUCAGAAAAAAAAUCGCAACAAGUGCCAAUACUGUCGUUUUCAAAAGUGCCUUUCCGUUGGAAUGUCUCAUAAUGCCAUCCGAUUUGGACGUAUGCCAAGAUCAGAGAAGGCAAAAUUGAAGGCUGAAGUUCUGACAGGUGAACACUGCGUAGAAAAUUCUGAAAUGGCAGAUCUGAAAUCACUUGCCAAGAACAUUUAUGAAGCUUAUUUGAAGAACUUUAAUAUGAACAAGGUGAAAGCCAGACUCAUCCUUGCGGGAAAAACCAGUAACAAUCCACCAUUUGUUAUACAUGACAUGGACACGUUGUGUAUGGCAGAGAAGACACUGGUGGCAAAGCUGGUGGCCAAUGGAAUCCAGAACAAGGAGGCAGAAGUUAGAAUCUUUCAUUGCUGCCAGUGCACCUCGGUUGAGGCUGUAACGGAACUUACUGAAUUUGCCAAAUCUAUCCCUGGCUUCUCAAACCUAGACUUGAAUGAUCAGGUGACGCUGUUAAAAUACGGAGUUUAUGAAGCCAUUUUUGCCAUGUUAGCUUCUGUAAUGAACAAAGAUGGGAUGCUAGUAGCCUAUGGAAAUGGUUUUAUAACUCGAGAAUUCCUCAAAAGUUUAAGGAAGCCAUUUUGUGACAUUAUGGAACCGAAGUUUGAUUUUGCAAUGAAAUUCAAUGCAAUGGAGCUAGACGAUAGCGACAUCUCUCUCUUUGUGGCUGCUAUAAUUUGUUGUGGAGAUCGCCCGGGCCUUGUAAACAUCGGACACAUAGAAAAGAUGCAGGAGAGCAUUGUGCAUGUACUGAAACUUCACUUGCAAAACAACCAUCCUGACGACAUCUUCCUUUUUCCAAAACUUCUGCAGAAAAUGGCAGACCUCAGGCAGCUUGUCACAGAGCAUGCUCAGCUUGUUCAGAUAAUCAAAAAGACUGAAUCUGAUGCCCAUUUACAUCCUUUGCUACAAGAAAUCUACAAGGAUAUGUAUUAAGGCUUUGGGGUUUUAUAUGAUAUAUAAAGACAUUAGCAAUAUUGAUGGGUGGGAACAAACUACUUUGCACAAUUACUUCUGCUGUGCUUUGAUCUCAAAACACAAGUGAAGCUAAAAUUGAGUUAACUGGAAUUUAUCUUGCCAGAGGUUAUUUUCGUAUUGAAGAUUGAUUGUAGAGUGCUUAUGAAUACGGCAGUAAUCUGGUCUGACUUUAAAUUUGGGUGGCAGUGAGUCAUUAAUUCUGUUGAAUCUGGAACCUGCCAACAAAGUGGUCUUCAACCUCUCCAGAUCCACGUGGCAGCGUGGGCCUCACUGGUCACAUGUCAUAACAGCAAUGUGACAUGUCAUAUGAUAGGAAGAGGAAGAGCCAGCCAGUAUCAAGGUCAGAGCCAUGGGUAGCACUUCCAUCCCCACAAGGUACUCUGUAGUAAAGAACAAGUCAGCACCGGUGGGUUCAGAGAGAGACACACCCCUAACAUUAUCCCUUGCCUUCUCCCCCACCCCACCCCCAUCCAGCUAGGUGACCUUUCACUCCAGGUGCUCCUCCUUUCGGCCUCUGGCAUGGAGUCCCUUCCCCCCCCCCCCCCGCCCCCGUGAAAGAUCAGUUUGAUUGGGGAGAGGAGGUUCUACCGGGUGCAGAGCGUCAGAGGACUGACGGGUGGGAAUGACAGGGGAAAGAGAAAGAAAAGGCAAGGGGAAACUUUUGUGGGGAGGGGGGCUCUCUGAACCUGCUUUAACUAAAGAUGAAUCUUUGCCAGCAUGGCAUGCAUCCAAGCAUGGGCAGGGGGGUGGUGCUUCUGCUGUGUCUUUGUGAGCACUAAUAGAGGGGCCCUCCAAUCAGAUCUACAAAAAAGCAGCUCUGUGGGGACUUGUGGCCCAGUGGGUGGGGCCUCCUCUGAGGGUUGAAUGCCACUCUAUCAUCAAAGAGUUCUUUUGAAAUUUUCUGCUGUUUAAAGCCUUCAGCCCUUAAUGUUUGCUUCUGCAGGAAGGCUAGUGAUUCUGGUUAGGGAUACCCAAGAGGGCAUUGGACGUACGUUUCUAUAGCAGCAGUACCCCACACUGCAUGGCAAACUACACUUGAAACUUGCUCAGAAGUGGAUCUAACAUGAUGGGAUGCUUAAAAAGUCAAAUAUGCCAUGGGUCACACGCAAUUUGCUAGGUGCACCUACAGUAGUUUUUUGGAUCUUGGCUUCUAUCUCUGUCUGAAACCUAUGCAUUUGACACUAGACCUAGUGUUAAUAGAUGCUACUUUUUAAGCUUUUCAGCCCUGCUGAUGCUGUCACAUAAGAUAUAUUUAUGCUGCCUAUAUCUAUGAAGUUGCUUAAUAGUCCUCCUCUCCCCUAUGAAGAACCCUAGAAACUAAUUCUGUGAGAGUGCCUUUGAAUUUCUAAGAGAGUAUUCGGCUCUCUGACCAUACUACAACUUCCAGUAUUCUUUGGGGAAGACAUGAAAGUGACCUUUAAAAUGUAGGUAUGCCUCUCGAUCUCCUUGUGCCAAACGUGCCCUCUGUCCACUCAAUUAUUUUUCAAAAGGGCUACAUCAUGCAUUAUAUUUUUGAUUGGUCCAUAUUGGAAGUGCAUGGUGUAUAGCCCUCAAUGCUGUAAUAUUUGAAGCAGCUACAUGGUGGUUGUGAGUGUGUUUUUAGUGCUCAUUACUGUUACAAACCAGGGUGUUUUUUUAAGAUAGGACAAGUAGUUGUUCCAGAUGGUACUGCUCUAGCAGAACACAUGUACUACAAUCUUCACUUUGGAAGUUCUUUAUCUUCAAGGCCGACCUGGUCACCAUCUUCUGUAAGUGUCUGUACAACUGUGUUGAAAAGAAUUGUGAAACUUAUUUAUUUUGUAAAGUGUCUUACAGAAUCACAGUUUAAAUUAUUGCAGAUUGUAAAUCAAUAUUGAUUUACCUUCAGUUGGCUAUGCCGAUCUGAUCUUUCAUUGUCUUUCAGUAAGAUAUCUGUGUGUUGGGGGGCAGGGGCGGGGGCUUAAUUUGGUUAAAGAAAAGAGUGGUGGGUUUUUGCAAGAUAGCCCUCCCCUUUAAUAAAUCAAUGUGCCUUCUUGAUUGAUUAUUUAGACAAUAACCACUAUAUACCAAAAAUAAACUUGUUUUCUCUAGAGCCCCCCAAAAGAUUUGGUAAUUCAAAAGCUCCAUUGCCAUUGAUGUAUUGUGGUUAAGACAAUUUGAACUUAUGUCUGGAAAUUGUUGGCUCGGCAUGUUUGCUCAAGAUACUUACUUUGAUCCAGACUUAAAGACCAGUGUUUUUUUCAACCAUUUAAUGCCACAUUUAUUUUUUAAAAUCUCCAUGUUCUAUCAGAUUCUAAUUGACUGGGCUUUCUUCUAGUGCUUUGCUGCCUCAUGUGCCCUUCUCUGCGGUGCCCUUGUUUGCAGCCCAAAAUAACCUAGAAUGAUAUGGAAUGCAAUCUGCAGAGUGUCCACCUACUUUUGGUUGGCUGUCAGUCCAGCAUCUUGCAGUUCUUAGUUUUGAGAGCUUGUAGAAACUUCAGUGAUAGGUUAGUGGGUUUUAGUAGAUGUGCUGGAAAAGCGGUUUGUACUAUCAUACAAAAUAAUCAGUUUGGGGCAAUAAUUCAAGCACCAAUAUUGAACAAAAGUUGUAUUUCUCAAUUAUGUUUUCCAAAAAUGAAAUCUUCUACCUCUAUAGAUCAUGGGAAUAGAAUUCUGCAGAUUAGAUUCUUCAAGAAAUGUACAGCUUAUAUGAAAGGGUCAACGUGGCAAGCCAUAAUGAACCGCAAAGAGGUUCUUGCACUGAUUUUUGUAAUGCAAAAGGAGUUCUGAGAUGAAAUAAUUUUAUUGUUUAGUAGUUUAGAAAAAACACUUUUUUGCACAUUUUAGCCAAUAUUAAUGGCUGCAGAUUUUAGUGAUUAAUUUCCUGAACAUACUUUAAUUGAAACAUCUUCCAAUAUGAAUUUGAAUUCAUUAAGUGUUCACCUUUGUAAGUGGAAACAACCCCAAAUGUCAUUCAGAUGAGACGUGGUAACUAAAACUUCCCCAAGCUUGGUGGGCCAUUUUGCACACCACCUUUUAUAACUUAGGGUAUCCUUGCUUUAACCAAGACUCCCCCAUGUGUGUCCACGUCCCCAUUAAUAUAUCCAGAGGAUUUGCACUGAGCUUCAUUUUGGAUUUGCACUGAGCUUCAGCUUUCUAUUUAGCCACACAAUUACUACACUUCACAAUCCUGAAUGGCUAAUCGUUACACCGAACCCCAUAUUGUGAGAGGGAGCGCUCCUGUAUUGCAGGGACGCCUUGCAUAAGACCUGAAUUUUAUGGCCUCUCCCCCCCCCCCGCCCCCCAUACCUCAGCAGGGGGUCAUCAAAUUCAACUUGUAGCUAUGGGCAAAGUCUCACUCCCAGCUUUUAUUCCUUUGUUUCAUUUCCUCUGGUGCAUUCUGGGAGUUGUAGUUCCCAGAAUAUAUUGGGGAGGAAGAAUGCAUUCUUCAUGCAUUCUGGGAAUGUAGUUAGUUAAUGUCAGUUCUUGGAAUUAACAGUUCUCAGAAUAUACUAUCAAAAAGAAGUAGAGAAAUAAAGAUGGAGAGUGGCACUGGAAGAACUUCCUUCUCAGUGGCUAUUGCAUUGCUUCCCAUCGACAGGGCGGAGGAAAUUAAGCUUCUACUCAAAUAUGUGCUCUGAGAAAGAAAAGAAAUGGGUAGCAAGGAAUCUUAGCUGAGCAUCCAAGCCAAAGAAACGUUUUCAGUAUCUCUCAAGGGGGGAGGAGAAUUCAGACCCUGCAGUGCAGAAUCUCUCUCUCUCUCUCGACGUGUGCCUGCGCUGUCUUCUGCAGCCGGGCUGCCUCCCCCCCCCCCGCCCCCCCUGAAGUCCUGUCUAGCUGGUCACCAUCACCUGGGAACAGAACGUGUGCACGGGAUUCAUUUGGCUAAUGCACUUUCUACGGCUCAUAGCGUGUAACAUAUUCCACACAGCAGAGAGAAUAGAAGGUAUAAAACUAGGUUACAAAUAGCUGGGUAACAAGCAACCUUCUUAAUAGACCACUUAUGUUGAUUUCCCUACAAAAGACAGAAAAGGCAGGGCAGGUACUGCCAAGUAACCUGAGCAGUUACAGUUCCUCUUCCAGUUGAUGCCUGCUUUUGAGGGAAGGCCUGCUUCUGGUGAGACCAAGGAAGCUGCCUUUUGAGAGCUGUCAGUAUGCCUGCUUGCCUUACUGAACGUCUUAACUUCGACCCUCAGCAGUCUGGGCAGAAAUUGCAUCACCUCAGGGCUUCAGCUGUGGGAAGGGGUAAGGUGUCCCCCUCCCCAACCCAGUCGCCAAUAGCUACUUUUCCACAGAAGCUGAAAAGAGCCAUUGAAGGCGAGCCCACUUUUGCCUGUAUAAUCAUAUGGACUUUGUUUGCAGAGUCUUCUUUUGGAUUUCAUUUCUUGGCAUUUCCGUGUAACACGCCCUCCUCUCUC
This is a messenger RNA of Eublepharis macularius, 6184 nucleotides long. RefSeq names its product peroxisome proliferator activated receptor alpha (gene PPARA). Bases 330 to 1766 code for a protein of 478 amino acids. The transcript has 8 exons. Gene Ontology annotation, cellular component: nucleus. Gene Ontology annotation, molecular function: nuclear receptor activity; zinc ion binding; RNA polymerase II cis-regulatory region sequence-specific DNA binding. Gene Ontology annotation, biological process: hormone-mediated signaling pathway; negative regulation of transcription by RNA polymerase II; negative regulation of inflammatory response. NCBI's taxonomy places the organism in Eukaryota, Metazoa, Chordata, Lepidosauria, Squamata, Eublepharidae. The record is from RefSeq and is a predicted model, not a curated record.